AGAGAGGAGAGAGGAGAGGGUGUCCCGUCUGCGCGGAGCACAGACAGACAGCAGGGAACAGCUGCAGCGUUAGGUUCGCAUAGGAUUUCACUGCAUUGCGAUUUUAAGAUAUCAAUCAUUUCAUCCCCAAAAAACCCCGAGUAGAGCAUUUCGACUAAAAGCAACCAAACCUCAAUUAAAAAAAUGGUCGAUCGCGAGCAGCUGGUGCAGAAAGCCAGGCUGGCUGAACAGGCUGAGAGAUAUGAUGAUAUGGCUGCUGCUAUGAAAUCGGUAACAGAGCUGAACGAGGCCUUGUCAAACGAGGAGAGGAACCUCUUGUCUGUUGCCUACAAGAACGUGGUCGGUGCCCGCCGCUCCUCCUGGAGGGUGAUCUCCAGCAUUGAGCAGAAGACCUCGGCCGAUGGCAACGAGAAGAAGAUAGAGAUGGUGCGAGCCUACAGGGAGAAGAUUGAGAAGGAGCUGGAGGCCGUGUGCCAAGAUGUGCUCAACCUUUUGGACAACUUCCUGAUCAAGAACUGCAGCGAGACGCAGCAUGAAAGCAAAGUGUUCUACCUGAAGAUGAAGGGCGACUACUACCGGUACUUGGCUGAGGUGGCCACGGGUGAGAAGAGGGCCACGGUGGUGGAGUCAUCGGAGAAGGCCUACAAUGAGGCCCACGAGAUCAGCAAGGAGCACAUGCAGCCCACCCACCCCAUCCGCCUGGGCUUAGCUCUCAACUACUCUGUGUUUUACUACGAGAUCCAGAACGCCCCCGAGCAGGCCUGUCAUCUGGCCAAGACCGCCUUCGACGACGCCAUCGCCGAGCUCGACACCCUCAACGAGGACUCCUACAAAGACUCCACUCUCAUCAUGCAGCUGCUCCGAGACAACUUGACACUGUGGACAAGUGACCAGCAGGAUGACGAGGGAGGGGAGGGAAACAACUAAAGAGAAACCACACUUCGAAAAAAAUAUAUAUGAAGGGCCGGUGGACUUUGGCAGCAGCUUUUGCCGAUGAUACUACCGCAGCAGCAGUUCUUUAUUUUUCCAUGUGUUAAAAGAAAAGAAUCAAAAGAGAGGUGAGAGUGGAGGUUAAAUCUUAGUUUAAAUAUAUAUAGAAAUAUAUAUACAGUUGAAAGGGGCCUCCGUCUUCUUGAUUUUCUCUUUGACAUUUGCCAAAACCACUGAUAUGUCAGUCAAUCAGCCUGAAGUGGUUGUUGUUGGAUUGAAAUGGCAGCCUCACACUGGCAUAGGAACUGGUCUUGCUCUGUCAAGAUAAGCUGCUUAGUUAGGUUUUUGCGUGAUAAGAGAUGCAUUUGAGUCACUUGAGAGAGAAAAUGCUUGAAUGGGAAUGCCUCACAAAACUAGUUUGCAUUGGUUCCAGUCGUAGUCUAUAAAUGAGAAAAAAAUGGCCCUGAACGCUAUUGAUCUUAAUCUCACAAUGACAAUGAGGAAAGAAGAAGUUUUUAAACCGAUUAGUCUUCUCCCCCCCCCCACUCCCAAAAGAACAUUUUAGAGGAUAAAUUAUAUUAGAGUUAAAAAAAGAGGUUGAAAUACCCUGAUCCCCUACCUUCUGUCUGAAGUGUAUUUGGCUUCUCACAGAUUAGUCUGUUAUGUCACUGGAACCAUAGAUUCUUUUGGAGGUGAAGAUUAUAAAAGGCAGAGACUUAACAAUAUAAAACAAAAUUAAAAAAAGACAAAAAAUAAAAAUAAAAGCAGCUUCAGAGUUUGUGGUUUACUUCUGUGUUUGUUUUAUUAAAUGCACUUGCCUACUAUACUGUUUCUUCAGUGUAAGAUGAUGACAACAAUACUAUCGAUUAAUCAAUAUUGUGCAUGCUGGUGAUGUAUUUAUAUACAGUAGCUUGACUUUAUUAACUUAUACUGUGGGUGUUAAGUAUUCAUAUGAUUGAGAAAAACAGGCUUUGUCAGAUGUUGAUUUCUAAUUUAUUUAUUUUUUUGUUAUGGUUUUUGAUUUGCUGAACCAAAAUGGUGAUCGUAAAAAUUGACCUGUAAUGGGCGUUGCUAUAGUGACAUGCAAUAUGUGUAUUUAAUUUGUUAAUGAAAGAAAAAAAAAGGAAGAUUAAAGAAAAAAAAAACUCACCGGUGAUCACUUAAUCUUAGCAGCUGGUGUUUGUCACAUUGAAGUAUGAUUAUGAUCUGUUUUUUGUUCUUUGAACAGUAUUUCAGUACCUUUUUUCUUUUCAUGUCAUGCUAUCCAGUUUGAUUAAUGGUGACGUUUUCAGGCUCAGUGUUUCUGUUAUGAAUUCACAAACAUGGACCAUAUUUAUUUCUGACAGUAUACAUUUCUGUUUGUUUGUUUUUAUACAUUUUAGCUGUUCCUGAGUGACAAAAUAUCUUGAAUGUGAGUCAUUAUGUAGCAGUUGCACAAGAACCGAAAUAAUAGCUAUGAUAAUAAAAAAGAAUAUGACUAAAUAAUACAUGCACCAUUUCUGUGGUGGUCUAGUGUAUUGUUGUAUCGUCACUAAUUCAAAUAUAAUUAUGUUUUUUUGGGGGAACCAUUUAAAAAAACAAAAAAAAAAAACACUUUGCUUUGUUUUGCUGAGUCCAGUAUGUGCUUUCUUUGGCGCCUGUAUUAUGAUUUAAAAUGCCUCAUUUGCAAAUCAACCUUUACACACACAAAAAAAGAUAUCCGCCAGUGUUCAAGGAUCCUGCAAGCAUGGUGCAAGACUAUGAUGUCCUUCAAUGGUUCCUCACUUGUAUGUGUGUACUGCUCUCUGUACAGCACAUAGACAUGAAUAUUCACCACUAUGCACACAUAGAGUUCAACACAAUCACUUAUUGACUACUGAUUCUUCACCUCUUCAGAACAAACUUCGAUCACUACCGAGCUCCUUAUACGAGCACAGAAAGCUGCUGCUGCUAGUUCUAAUAUUUAUAGAUUAUAAAGUUAAUAUAUUCAUACAGAUGGCAGUUUUAUUUUAAACUCUUUUAUGUUUUAUCUCACAUGUGGUGGCUUAAAAGAGACAAAAAAAACAACAACCAAAAAGCCUUAAGGUCAGUCACACAAAACCUCCUUCAUGUAUGCCAAUUAUGUCACCGUCAUGAGUCAGCCUCCAUGAGCUCACACUGUAUGUCACAGCUGCUUUGAUUUAUUUUUAAACAUGGUAUGAAGUUGAUGGGGCUGAAGCCUGGCCAGACAAAUAGCAUGACAUCCUGAAACCACUCUGCACCACUCUCUACAGAUAGAAUGAGACGAGUCCAAUCCUACACUUGGAUUUAUUUAUGUUUGAAAGAAAGUGGAAACUGAAUCUCUCUCACUUUUGUUGCUUUGAAUAUUUUUGAAGAAGAAAAAAAAAGAUAAGAAGCCAUGUCAGUAGACUUUCCCUCAUUGCCAAGAAUACAUGCAUUGUGUUACUUUACAAUUAUUAUAGUUUUCACUGUGGUUUGUGUUUUGAUUUUAAAGUUUUCAUUUAUUUGGAUGUUAAUCCUAAAACAUACAAAUAUGAGAAAUGAGGAGAUUAGAAUUCGAUUUUAAAUCAGAUUAGACUGAAGAAGAACUGGAAAUUAGCGAGCGGAGGUGGUGUUAGCUGAAAAUGGUUUACAAUCUGUAUGCUCUGAGGAUUUUUUUGUUGCCAUCUGUUGCCCAUUAAAGUUAUUUGUUUAUCAGUA
Messenger RNA from Labrus bergylta (ballan wrasse), 3609 nucleotides. RefSeq names its product 3-monooxygenase/tryptophan 5-monooxygenase activation protein, gamma polypeptide 2 (gene ywhag2). Gene Ontology annotation, cellular component: cytoplasm. NCBI's taxonomy places the organism in Eukaryota, Metazoa, Chordata, Actinopteri, Labriformes, Labridae. Gene Ontology annotation, biological process: signal transduction; intracellular protein localization. Gene Ontology annotation, molecular function: protein kinase C binding. The record is from RefSeq and is a predicted model, not a curated record.